Sipha flava (yellow sugarcane aphid) is the source of this 663-nucleotide messenger RNA. Its product is annotated as lysozyme-like. The record is from RefSeq and is a predicted model, not a curated record. Gene Ontology annotation, molecular function: lysozyme activity. The coding region runs from base 50 to 553 and encodes 167 amino acids. Lineage: Eukaryota; Metazoa; Arthropoda; Insecta; Hemiptera; Aphididae. The transcript has 4 exons.
UUCGCACGCGCAACGCGCACCGGUGUAGUCGCGGCCGUAGCGCAGUACAAUGAUGACGCGCAUCACGUCCAGACAACGGUUGUUCCCGGCGUUCGCCGUCGUCGCGUUCCUGUUGAUCACCUCGUGGAUGACCGCGGCCACGACGGCCGGCCGGUACGUGUCCAACCUGAGCACCGGCUGCUUGCGGUGCCUGUGCCACGCGUCCACCGCGUGCAACGCGACCAUCGGCUGUUCGCGCGGCUACUGCGGCCCGUACUACUUGUACCGCGAGUACUGGAGGGACGCCGGACAGGUGGUGCUGCCGGACGACGACCCGGACAGGGACCAGGCGUUCGUGGACUGCGCGGUGGACCCGGCGUGCGCCCAGAAGGCCGUGGAGAACUACAUGGCCAAAUACGGAAGGGAUUGCAACAACGAUGGAGUGACGGACUGCGACGAUUACGCGAGGACUCACUUCAACGGUAAGGAGGACUGUUCGGCCAUCGACAGGACCAAUUUCUGGAGGCGAUACGAGACGUGCCGCCCUUCCAAAAACAGAGGAUCAUUUAACUGACGUUUUGAAAGACAAAACUACAUUAUAUACGGGAGUUUAUACACAAUAUAGUGUUAAAAUGUUAUAUAUUAUUCGCAUAUGUCGACAUUGAAAUUAAAAUGUACUAUUUA